CCUCUUUGAAGCACGUGACGGGACACGCACAAGCUGUCAAACGCGCUCCCGGGAGGACGAAUAGGUCACACACGCCUGUUGCAUUAGCAUAAAUAAACACGAAAUUAUCAUCUAGCAUUACAGAGAAGUCAUUAGGCAGGGAAGCUACCGAGAGAAUAAACGUCGCUUGAAUUAGUUGAUUAUUCACAUCCACGCUGUUAUUACUCGCGUGGGCGUCCAGGAAGUCAAUUGACUGACUGUGGGGGGGAAAAAAAAAAAAAAAAAAAAAGAGGCGAGUUUCGAGUGUUUUCCGGCAGAGCGGGCAUCACUACCAAGCGGGCGACAAGGUGAGCAGCGGUGAUGGACUUCGUGGCUGGCUGCAUCGGCGGUGCUGCUGGAGUUUUAGUUGGUCACCCAUUCGACACAGUGAAGGUUAGACUGCAGGUCCAGAAUGUGAAUAAGCCGCUUUACCGCGGCACCUUUCACUGUUUCCAAUCCAUCAUACGCCAGGAGUCGAUGUUUGGUUUGUACAAAGGAAUCGGCUCCCCCAUGUUGGGCCUCACCUUCAUCAACGCCAUCGUGUUCGGCGUGCAGGGCAACGCCAUGCGCAUGCUGGGCCGCGACACCCCCACCAACCAGUUCUUGGCGGGCGCGGCGGCGGGCGCCAUCCAGUGCGUCAUCUGCUGCCCGAUGGAGCUGGCCAAGACGCGCAUGCAGAUGCAGGGCACGGGCGAGAAGUCGUCCUCCCGGAAGAUGUACAAAAACUCGGUGGACUGCCUGGUGCGCAUCUACCGCCGCGAGGGCGUGUGGGGCAUCAACAGGGGCAUGGUGACCACCUUCAUCCGCGAGACGCCCGGCUUCGGCUUCUACUUCCUGGCGUACGACGUGCUGACGCGCCAGCUGGGCUGCGAGCCCGAAGACCGCUACAUGAUCCCCAAGCUGCUGUUCGCCGGCGGCAUGGCGGGCAUCGCCUCGUGGCUGUCCACCUACCCGGUGGAUGUGAUCAAGUCGCGGCUGCAGGCGGACGGCGCGGGCGGCGUCCGCCAGUACAGCGGCAUCGCCGACUGCGUGCGGCAGAGCGUGCGCAAGGAGGGCUACGUGGUGUUCACGCGGGGGCUGACCUCCACGCUGCUGCGCGCUUUCCCCGUCAACGCCGCCACCUUCGCCACCGUCACGUUGGUGCUCAUGUACGCGCGCGGGCCCGAGGGGGGCGCCGUCGACUGCGAGGCGGCGCCCCAAACCCAGACCUCCGGCCUGUGAGUGCGCCGGCCCCUUUACCGGUGCGGCACUUAACCACCCGGCGACGGAAAGUCCGAAGCGCUGGCUGCUUUUUGAACUUCCUUGUGGAAGGAAUCCUUUUUACUUGGCAUUUGUGCAAACUGGAUAUGAGCUGGCUGCAUCCAAGAUUUUGACUGCAACGGCUUGUAUCCACAUGAGAAGAAAUGUACUCUUUUACUCCACUCGUUUUGUGUGUAUUUAUACAGUAUAUACACUAUAUAUACAUGCGUAUGUACUGCAUACAGCAGUGAUUUCCAACCUUUAUGGCGCAACGGCACAUAUUUUGCAAUUGGAAAAUCCCACGACAAACAAAAAUGUCACAAAAAGUCGAUACACAGUCAUUACAGUAUGUACUUCCUGCCAUCAAAUAGAAGAGCAUUCAUUUUUUCUGUCUGUACGUAUACAUUAUUUCUUGUAAAUGAAUAAUUUUUUGAGCAGUUAAAAUUCCCACGGCACACUGGUUGGGAAUCACUGGUGUACACUAUAUGUUUGCGUGCGUGUAUCUCUCUCUCUCUCUCAUAUAUAUAUAAUCACUACUCACAAAAAGCUAUGGAUAUUAAGCUUUUGUGUAAAAAAAAAAAAAAAAAAAAAAAAAACUAAUCUUUUGAAUAUCCAACUGUUGAAUAUUUCAGUAUUUUUUUCAGAACUUGCUGUUCUUAACAAGGAGAUGAAAGGCGUAAUUCUUAACAGUUGUUUGAGCCUUGAAUGGCCCAAUACAUUUCCUGGUUCACUUAGAAUCAGGACAAUGUUUCUCUGCAUAAACACAUUAUUAUUAUUUUAUACAUACAUACAUAUAUAUAUAUAUAUAUAUAUAUAUAUACAUAUAUAUAUAUAUAUAUAUAUACAAAAAAAAGAGAGAGAGAGAGAAACUCUAACUUGUAAUAACUAUAUUUGUAUAUUUCUGUGUACUGGACAACUGUUUUCCUUUACAAAAGAUUUUUAGGGCCACACUCAAAAGACAGUAUGUCAUCGGGGGACGGGGAAGCUUACGAUUGUGGAAAAAAAGUGGAAUCUUGUGAGAGUAAUAAUCUUACUUUUGAAAACAAAGUUUUAUAUAUGUAUAUAUAUAUAUAUAUAUAUAUAUAUAUAUAUAUUUUAAAGGCAUAUUUUGUCAAGAAAGUAUUGUUUUUUUUCAAUUCUUGCGGUGUUUUUUGUAAUCUUAGGAGAGUAAAGUAUUGGAAAAAAUGUCUUAAGUCCCACCAGACUAUUUGUAAUGGGGUUUUUUUUCGUCAGACUUCCAGUAUUUUAUAUAUUUUUUUCAUUCAAAACAAAGUGAUAUUUAUGUCAAGAAAGACAGGCUGUAAUAUUAAAACAAAGAAAAAUUCUGUAGAAAGUAACAUUUUUCAAGUUUUAUUUGGUAAUUCAAAUGAAUUUUAAAGAGAAAGUAAGUUGCAUAUUUUCUAUUUUGUUUCCCCUCAAAAAAUGCAACUUAAUUUUCAAGACUACAACUAAUUUUUCUCCACCAAAAUACAACUUUAUUACCAUAAUGUUGCGCUGUUUGUUUCCCUAUUAAAAAAAAAAAAAAAAAAAAGAAUCAACUUUAUUAUUGUAAAUUUACAUAAACGAGUGUGGUAGUAUCAUAGUAUUUUUUCCUUCUUUUGACUGUGGCCCUAAUACCGGUUGGUCUUCCUGCCUUACUGAGGCCAAAGCACCUUGUUGUCUCACAACAACAACAACAACGACGACGACAACAAAAAGCUCGAUGAGUGAGUGAAAUUGCGGUCGCAGCUAUUCGUGUUGACGCAAUCACAAUCUGGAGUUUAUUUUGAUUGACAUGAGGGAACAAAAGCGCUUUUGAAAUGCACAACCGUGCAGCGUCAUUUUAUGACUUUGCAUGAAAACGGAGCGUGAAAGGACCAAAGACUGUAACGUGGCCGCCGUGGGCACUUGAAAAGACGGAUUAAUAAGUAUGUUAUAACCGGAAAGGUUUUAACGUUUAUUUGAGGGUGCUUGUGUGUGUUCAAGUGUUUGACUUAAUCGGUCGAUCUGAUGAAUGUACUGUAUUUGCGCUCCAGCACUGGAUGGUGCCGCGCUAUUCGAUACUGUCGAGGUUUUAAUUGGACCUAUUUAUGUUUUUGGAAAAUGUCGAAAUGAAUCAUGUUUUCUCCUCUGCUGCUCUUUCAAUCCCGAAUGCUGGAUUUGUCGCUGCGAAAAAAGUCAAGCUAUGCAAGCCGCUGAAAACAUCAAAUAAAACAGAAAACUUUUUUUUUUGUAA
Messenger RNA from Phycodurus eques (leafy seadragon), 3472 nucleotides. RefSeq names its product mitochondrial basic amino acids transporter-like. Gene Ontology annotation, biological process: mitochondrial L-ornithine transmembrane transport. The record is from RefSeq and is a predicted model, not a curated record. Gene Ontology annotation, molecular function: high-affinity L-arginine transmembrane transporter activity. Bases 340 to 1239 code for a protein of 299 amino acids. Gene Ontology annotation, cellular component: mitochondrion. NCBI's taxonomy places the organism in Eukaryota, Metazoa, Chordata, Actinopteri, Syngnathiformes, Syngnathidae. The transcript is spliced from 4 exons.